AUGCCCGCGCUGAGCCUCAGAUCCCGCGAUGAUGCCACCGAGCUGACUACACCGUCCUUCAUCGUAAAGCUGCAAGCAACAGUCGACAAGCGCGCGCUCGCGGCAAUACCAACGUACGACCACUCCCAUGGUACGACCCUCUCUUUGACGCUGUACGCGCUCUCCUUCCCUACCCAUUCCAUGCUUAACAUCACUCUCUACAGGUCCACCCCACGUGCAUUUACAUUCCCUAGUGCAGCAGACAACACCAUAUCGAACGGAAGCAGUGGACCGCCACUUACCCCUCUUGAGCUGAGUCCGUCCAUACGUUCCACUUCGCCUUCUCUGUUCGAGCUGCCUGAAUCAACUCGUUCAACGCUCCGGAUCUCAACCUGUAUGCACUACUCACACUCACUGCACGCUGUCACGCCUCAACCUCCACAACCCGCUCGACCUCAUCCCACACACACACGCAAUUUGACUCACAGGUCCCGAGUGACGACCAACCGUAGUGACAAAGACUACAUCAAACGGCCUGAGGAUGCGUUCAUCCUUUUCCGACACAAAUUCUACUCACGAAAGAACAAGGCAGAGGCUGCUGGUGGUGCAGAGGUUAGGACUGUAGAAAUAAUGUAUCAUUUAUUAUUUUGUAUUAAAUAA
Messenger RNA from Fomitiporia mediterranea MF3/22, 639 nucleotides. RefSeq lists its product as uncharacterized. The coding region runs from base 1 to 639 and encodes 212 amino acids. The transcript has 4 exons. The record is from RefSeq and is a predicted model, not a curated record. NCBI's taxonomy places the organism in Eukaryota, Fungi, Basidiomycota, Agaricomycetes, Hymenochaetales, Hymenochaetaceae.